Molecule: messenger RNA, 600 nt
Organism: Phaeodactylum tricornutum CCAP 1055/1
Lineage: Eukaryota; Bacillariophyta; Bacillariophyceae; Surirellales; Neidiaceae
Exons: 4
Coding region: 1-600 (199 amino acids)
Biological process (GO): vesicle budding from membrane; late endosome to vacuole transport via multivesicular body sorting pathway
Cellular component (GO): ESCRT III complex; cytoplasmic side of plasma membrane; multivesicular body
Source: RefSeq, a predicted model, not a curated record
AUGAAUUGGUUUGGCAAGAAAAAGACCGAGCCUUCUACCGUGUCGGCGACGUCGGCGGCCCGGCCGGAAGACCCCCAAAAGACCAUUGUGAAACUACGUGAAUCGAUCGCCAAUCAGGAGAAACGGGAAGAGCACAUUAGCCGCAAAGUGGAUUCAAUGAUUAAGGAGGCCAAGGAGAAAAUGGCUAAAGGAGAUAAAAAAGGAGCACUGUUUGCCAUGAAACGCAAAAAACUAUACGAGUCGGAAGUGGACAAGAUUCAGAACGUGAAGAUGACUUUGGAAACACAGGUUAUCAAUCUCGAAUCCGCCGCGCAAAACGCGGAAACCUUCAAAGCCAUGGAAGCGGGUAGUAAGACCAUGAAGAAGAUACGAACAGACGUCGGCAUUGAAAAGGUGGACGAUAUAAUGGAUGACAUCAAGGCCGAAAUGGAAAUGGCGAACGAGAUCAACGAAGCGAUUGCACAACCGGUGGAUCCACUGCUAACGGACGAGGACGAAUUGUUGGAAGAAUUGAACGCGUUAGAAGCAAUGGAUCUGGAAGCCGAAUUGCUGGCUCCGCCAUCGUCUUCCAAAAUACGCAAAAUUACCAGUAUUGGCUAG